Molecule: messenger RNA, 520 nt
Organism: Triticum dicoccoides
Lineage: Eukaryota; Viridiplantae; Streptophyta; Magnoliopsida; Poales; Poaceae
Exons: 2
Coding region: 1-336 (111 amino acids)
Source: RefSeq, a predicted model, not a curated record
AUGUUAAUAUCUUGGCGUGCGUUUUUUAUUUCAACUUCUCUCUUUGUGUAUAAAUCACACACGAUAGAUAAGGCGGAGCAAACAGCAGAGGCAACAGUAGAGAUGGUCGAGAAGGUGGCCGAGGCGGCGGAGAGAAUCGCCGACGACGUCUCUGAAGUGUUUCCCGGCAAUGAAAGACUCAAGAAGGCAGCAUCCAGUGUCAAAGCCGUGGCAGAUGAGAUCGAGAAGGAUGUGGACAAAGCCGAGGCACUACUCCAUAAGAUAGAUGAGAUAGAGGAAGAGGUGGAUUCUGUAGUGGAGUCUUUUACGAAGAAAGGGUCAGGAAAGAAUAAGUAGCAGGUGUAUAUGGAGAGCAGCAAUUCGGUGCCCAGGCUCAUCUGCACCUGCAAUGAAGGAUUUUUUUAAACAAAUGCUAGAAAAAAUUAAGAAAUUCCAAUUUUCUUUGCAUGGUAGAUAAUUUGAUGCGUGAGGUGCACUCCAAAUUUCAGAUCAUUUGGACAUCAGAGUAGCUCUCGGCAAA